Aspergillus bombycis is the source of this 1182-nucleotide messenger RNA. RefSeq names its product flavohemoprotein (gene fhpA). The record is from RefSeq and is a predicted model, not a curated record. Gene Ontology annotation, biological process: nitric oxide catabolic process; cellular response to nitrosative stress. Lineage: Eukaryota; Fungi; Ascomycota; Eurotiomycetes; Eurotiales; Aspergillaceae. The transcript is spliced from 2 exons. The coding region runs from base 1 to 1182 and encodes 393 amino acids. Gene Ontology annotation, cellular component: intracellular anatomical structure. Gene Ontology annotation, molecular function: oxygen binding; heme binding; nitric oxide dioxygenase [NAD(P)H] activity.
AUGCCGCUCUCCCCCGAACAAAUCCAGCUCAUCAAGGCCACCGUGCCGGUUCUCCAGCAACAUGGCACCAACAUUACCACCGUGUUCUACAGCAACAUGCUGACCGCCCACCCUGAGUUGAACGCCGUCUUCAACAACGCCAACAAGACGAACGGUCAUCAGCCCCGCGCCCUGGCUGGCGCCCUCUUUGCCUACGCGUCGCAUAUCGAUGACCUAGGAGCCCUGGGCCCCGCCGUCGAACUGAUCUGCAACAAGCAUGCCUCGCUGUAUAUCCAACCCGACCAAUACCAAAUCGUGGGCAAGUUCCUGUUGGAGGCCAUGGGCCAGGUCCUCGGCGAUGCGCUGACCCCCGAGAUCCUCGAUGCCUGGGCCACCGCGUACUGGCAACUUGCCGACCUGAUGAUCGGUCGCGAGGCCGAAUUGUACAAGCAGGCCGACGGCUGGACGGAAUUCCGCGACUUCCGUAUCGCAAAGAAGGUCCCCGAGUCCUCGGAGAUCACCUCAUUCUACCUCGAGCCCGUCGAUGGCAAGCCCCUCCCCAAGUUCCGCCCCGGCCAGUAUAUCUCCGUGCAGGUCUUCGUGGACUCGCUCAAGUUCCCCCAAUGCCGCCAAUACUCUCUGAGUGACGCUCCGCGGUCGGACUACUACCGGAUCAGUGUCAAGAGGGAGGCAGAUCAACGAGGCGACGUCGUCAAGGUCUCCCACCCCUUCGGUGACUUCUACCUCUCGGAUGCCGAGAGCCCCAACCCCAUCGUUCUCAUCGCCGCCGGUGUGGGUCUCACCCCGCUGACCUCCAUCCUCAAGACCCUCACCUCGAACCCCCCGGAUGCUCCCCAGCGCAAGAUUCACUUCAUCCACGGUGCUCGCUCUGCGGCUGCUCGUGCCUUUAAGAAGGACAUCGACUCCCUAUCAGAGAAGUACCAGGACCUGCACGCGACAUUCUUCGAAACCCACCCCGCUGCCGAGGAGAAGCAGGGCGAGGAUUACGACCACCAGGGCCGUGUUGAUAUUUCCAAGCUGGACAAGUCCAAGGAUCUGUUCCUCGACGAUCCCAAGACGGAAUACUAUGUCUGCGGCCCGGACCGUUUCAUGACCUCCACGCGUGCUGCGUUGGCCGCUGCGGGUGUCAGCGAGGAUCGCAUCAAGCUGGAGCUCUUCGGCACCGGCGGUGUGCCUGUUUAG